Messenger RNA from Cylindrotheca closterium, 555 nucleotides. NCBI's taxonomy places the organism in Eukaryota, Bacillariophyta, Bacillariophyceae, Bacillariales, Bacillariaceae. The record is from the annotation of a GenBank genome assembly.
AUGGUGCUAAUCGAUCCGGCAGCGAUGACAGCUUUCUGGGAGCAAGACGUCCAGAUGCGCAUCGUGCAGGACAUACGGGACCAGUUGGAACUUGAUGGCUUGACAACAUUUGAGAGUUUUGCCGACUACACCAAGGCGGCCAUGAGGAAGCGAAUCAGCUACAUCCAAAACAUCCCUCAUUUUGGUCAAGAUUCGUUCAAACGCCUUGUGAUUGCAUUUGAAGCAUCUCGCAACUACAAGCUUGUUGGUCGCAAAAUCACUGCCGAAAUGAUGCAUUAUGAAGACACAUUGAAACAUUUUGCCGAGGACUGGAAGACCAUUGUUUCCCUUGAAGGAAGGCCUGAACCACCAGUCCCCACAAUUAGCCGAGCCCUUCCACCAAUGAAAUGGGUAUCCGCAUUUGUGAUUGCAAUGCAGACUACGAAGUCAGCAAGAUUCGGAAUCACCCUGUAUUAUGUGAUUCGCCCGGAGGAAGUGCCAGUCGAACCUGCACCUCCAUUGGAAGAGAACAAAGCUUUUUCUGAAGUCUAUGGUUCUCUUUGGGAUGAGCGAUAA